Notechis scutatus (mainland tiger snake) is the source of this 1474-nucleotide messenger RNA. NCBI's taxonomy places the organism in Eukaryota, Metazoa, Chordata, Lepidosauria, Squamata, Elapidae. The record is from RefSeq and is a predicted model, not a curated record.
GAAAUUUAAACGGGAUAACUGGUACCUCUUGUCCUUCUUGUUUGCCAUCCGUGAGAUCAACCAAAACCACCUGAUCCUACCCAACAUCACUCUGGGUUACACUGUCCAUGAUAGUAAGUUCAAUGCAGAAAUUAAUGCUGAAGCCUUGUUAGACCUACUUUCUGCUGGAACAUUGGCAAAUGUUCCAAACUACAAAUGUGGAAGACAGAAAAAUCUGCUGUCCCUCCUUGAAGGCACUGAUUCUGACCUCUCCUACCAUAUUGCAACCAUGCUGAGCAUCUACAAAAUCCCACAGACUCUGCCUCCUUCCAGGUGUGUGGAAAGUUGUCAGUCUGGAUUUUUCAUGGUGCACCAGGAAGGGAAGCCCAUUUGCUGCUAUGACUGUGUUUUCUGUGCAGAAGGGACUUUCUCCAAUCAGGAAGAUGCAGAUCAUUGCAGGAAAUGUCCAGAAGAUCAGCAUCCAAAUAACUUACGAAAUAAAUGUUGUCCUAAGGAAAUAAUUUUUCUGGCCUACAGUGAAUGUCUGGGGACCAUCUUGGCUUCAAUUGCACUCUUCUUCUCUUUAAUUACAGCCUUUGUGUUAGCAAUCUUUCUGAAGCACACAAAAACUCCCAUUGUCAAAGCCAACAACCAGGCCCUUUCGUACAUCCUCCUGGUUUCCCUCCUUCUUUGCUUCUUGACCUCUUUCCUGUUUAUUGGCCAGCCAAUGAGAGCCACUUGCCUUCUCCAACAAACUGCCUUCAACAUCAUCUUCUCAAUUGCUGUCUCUUCUGUCUUGUCCAAAACCAUCACAGUUGUGCUUGCUUUCCUGGCCACAAAGCCAGGGAACAGCAUAAGGAGAUGGCUAGGGAAAAGAUUACCCAAUACCAUAGUUCUUUGUUCUUCCAGUGUCCAGGUGGUCAUCUGCAGCAUCUGGCUGGGAGUCUCCCCCCCAUUCCUUGAGUCUGACAUGCACUCCCAGACAGAAAAGAUUAUACUUCAGUGUAAUGAAGGGUCUCGUUCCAUGUUUUAUGGUGCCCUUGCCUACAUGGCUUUCAUGGCUGCAAUUUCACUCGUGCUGGCUUAUCUGGCCAGAAACCUACCUGGGGCUUUCAAUGAAGCCAAGCUGAUCACCUUCAGCAUGCUGGUCUUCUGCAGUGUCUGGGUGUCCUUUGUGCCUGCCUACCUGAGCACCAAAGGGAAGUACAUGGUGGCUGUGCAGGUCUUCUCCAUCUUGGCAUCCAGUGCUGGUCUGUUGAUCUGCAUCUUUAUCUCCAAGUGCUACAUUAUUUUACUAAGACCACAUCUGAAUGUGUACCUUCACAGAGUGGAUGAGCUGAAGCUGAUUCACGUUACACAUUUCCAGAGUCUUAUUUUUGCAUCAACGAUAAGCCCUGUGCAGUUUUGGCUGAACUUGAAGGCUAAUCCCCGACAGUCCUCUUUAUGGUUCAUCACAGAAAGUGGUCACACAGUCAAGAUCUACCUGGAUGAUUGA